This is a messenger RNA of Cinara cedri, 662 nucleotides long. NCBI's taxonomy places the organism in Eukaryota, Metazoa, Arthropoda, Insecta, Hemiptera, Aphididae. The record is from the annotation of a GenBank genome assembly.
AAGAUGAUAACGAAAAACCAAAAAAAAAAAAACCAAUAUAUAAAGGAAAAAUGAAUUAAGAAGAAAUAUAUAUCAUAAUUAUUUAUAAUUUUAAUUUUCAAACAAAGAAGAGGUUGUUAUUUGCGGUCCGCAUUAAACGCUUGAUAGGGGAAUUUUCGAGGAAAUUUAUAGACGCGAGUGGAUCGAGAUGGGACUUUAAAAUUGAUGAGAAAUAGGAGAGUAGGAAAAUCAAUCUUUCCGCUAAUAUGACAAUAGACUAUCUGAAAGAAGAAUUCUGUACAGCCUUUCUAUAGUCAAUGGAUCCCAAGUUAAAUAGGCCAUUUGAUUUUGGCUGGAAAAGAGAAGUAGUACAUAGGACCAAUGGAAAUGCAAUUGAUAUAUAUUACCGUACACCAGAUAAAAAGAAACUAAGAUCGAAACUGGAAGUAUGUGAAUAUUUAAAGCAAAGAACGCGACUGAAAAUAGAGAAUUUCACGUUUAAAAGAAAACCACUAGGUUUCGAAAAUUCCAAGGAAAUAUGCAGAAACGUUUAUUCCACUGAAAGAGCUGAAAAUAAUCGUGGUGGAAACGGUAUAAAUAAUGAAAAUUAUUUUUAGAAAACCAAAUUGUACAGUUAACUAUUGAUGAAGAAAAUACAAAUAAUGUACAAUCCUGUUCUACGA